GCUAGUUUCCUUAUUGUCUCUUCUUCUCUUAUCUUUCUUCCCCCUUUCUCUUCGCUUAGGGUUUCGAAAAUCUUCAAUCCGAUUUGAGUAAUAUCUGUUUCUAAUCGGAACAAAUCUCCGGCAUCUGGAGUCUCCGGCGAUUUUGUCUAUUUUUGAAGAAAUUUGAUUGGAAUGGAGGCGAGAAUCGGCCGAUCUAUGGAGCACCCAUCUACGCCGGCGAUUACUGCUCCGGCGCCGGUUCCUCCACCAUCAACGCGGCGGCCGAGAGUAAGAGAAGUGAGCUCAAGAUUCAUGUCUCCCGUUUCUUCAUCAUCUUCGUCGUCGUCAUCUUCUUCCGCCGGAGAUCUCCAUCUAUUGACUUCAAAUUCUCCCAGGCAUCAUCACCCACACCAGACUCAAAGGUCAACUUCGGCUCAGAGGAUGAGACGGCAGUUAAAAAUGCCAGACGGCGACGAGAAUCGUCCUUCAGAGACGGCGCGUAGCUUAGACUCGCCUUUUCCUCUUCAACAAGUCGACGGAGGUAAAAUCCCAAAGCAGCAGAUUCGAUCUAAGCCGUUGAAAGAGAACGGUCUCCGUCUCGACACACCGACGACGGCGAUGUUGCCGCCGCCGUCUAGAUCGCGGUUGAACCAACAGCGUUUGCUCACCGCCUCCGCUGCGACUAGGCUUCUCCGAUCAAGCGGGAUCUCGUUAUCUUCCUCCACAGACGGUGAAGAAGACAACAACAGAGAGAUUUCCAAAUCCAACGGCUCAGAUCUGUUGCCAACAAUCAGGAACCAAGCAAAACUCUUCAACAAUCCCACCGCUUCACCUCUUUCUCGAUCCUUGAGUUCUGAUGAUUCUUCCUUGUUUCGAGAUGUAAGAGCUUCAUUGUCGCUUAAAAAUGGUGUUGGUUUGUCAUUGCCUCCGGUUGCUCCUAAUUCGAAGAUUCAAGCCGAUACAAAGAAGCAGAAGAAAGCUUUAGGACAACAAGCGGAUAUACAUUCUUUGAAACUGCUUCAUAACCGUUACUUGCAAUGGCGAUUUGCAAAUGCAAAUGCUGAGGUCAAAACACAAUCUCAGAAAGCACAAGCUGAGAGAAUGUUUUAUUCACUUGGUUUGAAAAUGUCGGAGUUGUCUGAUUCUGUACAGAGGAAACGAAUAGAACUCCAACAUUUACGGAGAGUGAAAGCUGUCACGGAGAUUGUAGAGUCUCAAACUCCUUCUUUGGAGCAAUGGUCUGUUCUUGAAGAUGAAUUCUCAAAUUCUCUAUUGGAAACAACUGAAGCUUUAUUGAAUGCUUCAUUGCGGUUGCCUCUCGAUUCAAAAAUCAAGGUUGAGACUAAAGAGUUAGCAGAAGCACUUGUUGUCGCUUCAAAGUCUAUGGAAGGCAUUGUCCAAAACAUUGGAAAUCUUGUGCCUAAGACACAAGAGAUGGAGACUUUAAUGUCGGAAUUAGCAAGAGUAAGCAGCAUAGAGAAAGCAUCAAUAGAAGAUUGCAGAGUUGCAAUGCUUAAAACACAUUCAUCACAGAUUGAAGAAUGCUAUCUUAGAAGUCAGCUUAUUCAGCACCAGAAGAAGUGCCAUCAGCAAGAGUGCACAACUUCUGUUUGAUGAUUUUUUCCCCAGAAGGUUACUUUAACCAUACAGUCAAAAAGCCAGCCAUACUUGUCAUUAUCUCCAGUGCAGCAACACUCAAGCUCUUCGGUUUGGCUUCAAACUCAUAAUCUGUCUUCUUACAUACCUCAAAUAACAAUUGAAUUUGUAAAUACUAUUCGUUGUCUUGUAAUACCUGAGUAUCAAUGAUCCAUUAGCCUUGUCUGAGCAUUGUAUCACAGUAUCUUUAGUAAGAGAACAAAGAAGACUCCUUUUGAAGUGUUGGGUGUUUCACCAAACUCUCUAAUAACAAGAAAUUAUUGAA
Messenger RNA from Arabidopsis arenosa, 1900 nucleotides. The record is from the annotation of a GenBank genome assembly. NCBI's taxonomy places the organism in Eukaryota, Viridiplantae, Streptophyta, Magnoliopsida, Brassicales, Brassicaceae.